This is a messenger RNA of Tympanuchus pallidicinctus (lesser prairie-chicken), 4074 nucleotides long. It is a transcript of the gene RSPO1, whose product is annotated as R-spondin 1. NCBI's taxonomy places the organism in Eukaryota, Metazoa, Chordata, Aves, Galliformes, Phasianidae. The record is from RefSeq and is a predicted model, not a curated record. Bases 677 to 1459 code for a protein of 260 amino acids. The transcript is spliced from 7 exons.
CUUAGGAGGUGGUACUAGUGGGGUGGAAUUCCCUCAUGCAGGAGUUUGCACUAGAUGCCUUUACAAAGCUGGAUACUCUGGGAGCAGCGUGGGCUGAUGGAGUAUGAACUAGCCUGGGCGAUCUUUACGAGCUGAAAUCCUGCACAUCACAGAAGGGUUUGUUUCUCUGCGCAAAGCCUGGGAUGCUGUUAGGAACCUGCUUACAGACACGUGAACAGAGCCCCCAGACCCAAGAGCACCAGCCUGCUCCAUGAACUCGCCAUGAAAGUAUUUUGUAUUUUUUUGACAGAAACGCGCACGUAACUUUCGCUGGAGGAACUGAGGAUUUUUGUAGUUGGUCUGGUAGUGGUUUAAAACCAGUAGAGCCUUUGCAGCAGUGAUGAGGGAGUGACAAGUCAGAGUUCCUGCACCUGCACGUGGAAACUCCGAGCAGCUAACGCUGACUGCCCGACCCCCCGAUGGGACUGGACCCGAGCUCCUGCGCUCCAUAUGGGGAUGAAGGUAGAACCAUGUUACCUGCUACCUAAGGUCUCUGCUGCUGCAGUGGUAGCUGGUGGAUAUGGUCCUGCACCAGGCGUCGCACACAGACUCUCAGCUCUGAGCCAGCCCAGGAGGUUUUAGUGGCCACGGACUCUGAUCACCCUGCACUACAGGGCUGCGGCGCUGGAGAGUUACUAUGCAGCUUGGACUGUUUGUGGUGGUGGUUUUUCUAAGCUCGAUGGAUCUAACAGGCGGCAGCAAAGUGGUGAAGGGCAAGAGGCAAAGGCGAAUUAGCACUGAGCUGAGCCAGGGCUGUGCCAGGGGCUGCGACCUGUGCUCUGAGUUCAACGGGUGCCUGAGAUGUUCCCCCAAGCUCUUCAUCCUUCUGGAGAGGAACGAUAUCCGGCAAAUUGGGAUCUGCCUCCCAUCCUGUCCACUGGGAUACUUCGGCCUUCGCAAUACAGACAUGAACAAGUGCAUCAAAUGCAAAAUCGAGAACUGUGAGUCCUGCUUCAGCCGAAACUUUUGCACAAAAUGUAAGGAAGGUUUGUAUUUGCACAAAGGGAGAUGUUACGUCACAUGCCCUGAAGGCUACUCUGCUGCCAAUGGCACCAUGGAGUGCAGCAGUCCUGCACAAUGUGAAAUGAGUGAGUGGGGGCCCUGGGGGCCCUGCUCCAAGAAGAGGAAGCUGUGUGGCUUCAAGAAGGGGAACGAGGACCGAACGCGGCGGAUCCUGCAGGCUCCCUCUGGGGACGUGUCCCUGUGCCCCGCCACCACGGAGGUGCGCAGAUGCACUGUGCAGAAGAGCCAAUGCCCCGAAGGGAAAAGGAAGAAAAAGGAUGAGCAAGGAAAGCAAGAUAAUACAAAUGGGAACAGAAAUCGGAAAGACACCAAAGAUGCAAAGUCUGGCACCAAGAAGAGGAAGAGCAAACAGAGAGGGGCUGUGGCCCCCACCACAGCCGCCAGCCCUGCCCAAUAGCUGCCCCUUUACGUCACCUGAUGGCAAGACUUCAUUGCUGCUAUGUAUAUGAAAGCUUUAUUGAACCAGAGCACUGCUACACAACAUUACACACGUCAGAAAGACAGAGCUAUACUCCUAGACUAGACUCGACAGAAGCCACAUCCACAACACUUAAGGAGGCGGUAACCCCAGCACCACGGAUGGCAUCCACUGGGGCAGUGGGACACUGCGGGACCAGAGGUGAGGAUGAACCAAGGAUGGGGGCAUGGGGCCACGGGACACUUGCCUCGUGCCCAGCCAGCCACGGGGACUGGAUUUCUGCUCUUCCAGACUGGGGAACUGGAUUCACACGAAGGCAGUGUCCUCUUUCUCUACCCCCCCACCCCUUUAUUUUGUGUUUUAAGCUGUAUGACUUUAUCAUUGAGAAUAAUACAUGUUAAACGUUUGUGGUAAGAGGUCAGUGGUAUCUGCCCUGAAUCUGCUUCAAAGAGUUAUUUGGAAUGAAAAGCAAAGCAAAACCAAACAAAAAAAAAAAAAAAAGAGCAAAAAACAAACAAACAAAAAAAACAAAACAAAACAACCAAGACGACAACCGGCUUCCUGAGUGUGUGGUUCAUGCCUUGGCCCCUAUGGAGGCUGGUGUCCCACAGGACAGAGACUCAUUUGUGGAAGGGAAACUGACAAAAGCUUUAAGAAAAUCCCAGUGAAUGCUGCCGGCUGUGCUGCAGCCAGAGCUCAGUCUGCUGCCCUCACAGGACUGCGCUGCUCCCUGAGGAAGUCGCCAUUCAAGGACCUGGCUUGAGACAAUGAGAGCUAAUGGCAAGCUGCAGGCUGCAAAAUGCUGUGAUUUUGUUUGUAGGCACAGCUCCCAGGCUCUGCUCCUGGCCAGGGACAGGCUCGUCCAUCUGUCCCACCACCACCCAAAUGCACAGCAGGAGGGAGUGAAGGUGGGAGGGGGAAGGCAAAGCUCAUGCUCUGCAAAGUGUUUAAGUUUGGUAGGAGCCACCAGUCUCCAUGUCACCAAUGGGAAGCUCCUGGACUCAGCACAAACACUUCUGCUCUGCAAGAAUUGGCACCAGGCAGAGGAACCAGGAGCAUGGUGCUCAGUGGGGACCUGGCGAGGCUGCAGCGGGCGCACGCUUCUCACUGGGCUUCUCUGCAUGGGGAGCCUUGCCCUUGGCCGUGCCACAACAUGGCACAUUGCUCCAUUUCCCUGCUAUUUUAAAACGUGCUUCCUCAAUAUAAAUAUUGACCCUUCGUUCCUCUAGAGUUCAGCAAAGCUCCUUUUGUUGCAAGGGAUGGAGCCGGGCAGGUGCCACGGUCCCCAGCAAUGUGCCAGAGCUCCUGGCUCCCCAGGAAGGGAAAGGGGAAGGGAAAAGCUCACUCCAGAGCUAAACCUGACAAAGCCGAGUCCUGCUGCCCUUGUUUUGCACCACCUCUGCCUCGUGUGGAGGUGGGUGCCUCCCCACCAGGUCCCGGUGUUUUGGCUUAGCUCAGAACGUGGGAGCUGCAUAGUUGUUCCAGCUCCAGGGCUGUACCAAGCUCUCCGUGGCUGCUCCACUGGCAGCAAAACCUUUCAGCCCAUCAUCCACUUUGUGUUUAAGUAAACAGGGAGCCGUUAUAUCUUUUAAAGGGGAUUCCAUUUCAGCACAAUGAUAAACGAGCAGCAUACCAAGCAGAGAGAGAGAGGUUCUUAAAGUCAUCCUUCCAGUUGUUUAUGGAUCUUGUUCAGACGAUUCCUGAAGGCCUCCCAGCUGAAAGAUCAGAUCUCAUUUUGCUCUCCAGCCUCAGCUAGCCUGUGAAAUAAGUAUUUUGUUUGCAACCCGGCACUGCAUGUAAGCAAACUCAUUUUUCCCUUCCGCUUUUCUGCAGCAAUAGUCAGUAACCCUUUCACAAACCUCAGCUUGCUAAUUCAGGAACUCCUCUUCCUUCCCUCCUGCUUCAGUAUCUCAAUCCAGUUCUCAAUAAGGAUUAAAGAGAAGAGAGAGUGCAUUAGUAAGGUUUUAGACACUAAGGCUCUGUUAACUAACUGCAUUCCCUACAGUAACUCAUGGCAAUACUAGCACAAAUAUUUCAACACUCAACUGCAUAUAAUAAAUCAACACAGCAUAUCUUGUAGACAUUUCUAGAGUUUUUAGAAAAACUGAAGAACUUCUUUCUGUUGCACCCUUUUCCCUUUUUUCUUCCUUUUUUUCUUUUUUUCUUUUUUUCAUAGCAAAAUGGGAGGAAAGAGGGAGAAAGGCAAAGGAAAGUUUAAAACGUGUAUUAGGAAAAUCAGGAUUUUUCACUAUGGAUGGUUGAAGAUGAAAUUUAGAAAACUUAGAAGGAAAAUAUGAAAAAGUCAAAUUUCUUUUUUUUUUAAAUCAGCUUAAAAAUAGUGCUUUUUCCCACUCUCAGAGAGCUGGUUCAUUGAAGAGCUUAGAAGCAUUUUGCCUUUGACCAACGUGGUUUGCACGCUGAGUUCAACAGUCCAAAGCAGAGAUUGCCUUAGGUUGAUGUCAUCUCAACUCACAGCCACACGACUGCUCUCUUUCAGUCCACCAAAUAAUACCUGUUGUGGUGUUCUCUCCGUGGCAUCACUGUAAAAUAUGCUUCUUUAAACACAUUAAUAAAUAAAUGGGUUUGCUGAACAA